Durotheca rogersii is the source of this 4881-nucleotide messenger RNA. RefSeq lists its product as uncharacterized. The transcript has 4 exons. Bases 299 to 4519 code for a protein of 1406 amino acids. The record is from RefSeq and is a predicted model, not a curated record. NCBI's taxonomy places the organism in Eukaryota, Fungi, Ascomycota, Sordariomycetes, Xylariales, Xylariaceae.
GCCCCGCCGAGGUUGACGACUCGAAUCACAUCGGGGACGGACAGCAGUGAUAUAGCGGCGGGAAUACACAUAAACAAACACACAACGGAUACGGACCGGCUGCGUACUUACCUAUACUAACUACUAGUUGGCUCUGAACGUGUUGAUACGACUGCGUCGGCGCUAGAGCCUGCGCCUACGACGUGUGUGCCUCGGGCGAAAGAAGCUAGUGCGCCGGUGUGGGAGAGGACACAGCACGAAGUCGAAGAGAGGCAGCGGGAAGCACGAGGGGAGAAACGCCCAGCGGACACCAGCAGCGAUGGCCUUCCACUCCAAGUCGACGGGCGGGCUGCGUCUGCCCGGGCCGCCCAAGUCUCCCAGGCCGACGUUUGAGCCGGGAGAGCCGCAGAAGAGGACGCUCAGGAUGCUGAAGCGGGCCCCCCGCGGCGGGAAAAAGCACCUCAACGUCGGCGGCGACAGCGACAGCAGCAGCGAGAAAAGCGAGGAGGACGAGGAGGACGAGGAGCUGCCGGGGAGGGAGUGGACGCUCGAGCAGCUGACGGACGAGUCGCUGCAGGAGUACGUGCGGCACCUGUGGAAGACGCGGCGGCCGCAGGGCCUGAUGGUCGACUACGACUGGUGGCCGUUCCUGCGGGCCGUGUACGAGAGCACGUCGACGCUGCGGCUGCCGCCGCCGCGCGACGAGUCGGGCGACGCGCCGCUGCUGCCGCGCGAGCACCGGCACAACCCGGUGCCGCAGACGCAGGCGAACCGCGUGCCUAAGGGCGCCAACAGCGGCGCCUGGGACUACGUCUGGUACAUCCCCGAGUGGUCGCACCCGGACUUCUCGCCCGACGCCGUGGUCGACUACGUCGGCCGCCGCACCUUCACCCGCACCAAGGACCCCAUCUUCAAGCACGUCCCCGCCCUGCGCGCCGCCGACCAGGUCCGCAACCCGACGCCCUGGGCCCGCCGCUUCGGCAUCCACGCCGACGAGCUCGGCGGCCGCAGCCGCCUCAGCCCCACCAUGUCCGCCACCCGCACGCGCGACCCCCUGCUCGACUUCCAGAGCCAGCUCGCCGUGCUGACCGACGAGCAGCGCGCCGAGCUGCGCCAGGCCUCGCGCCAGGCCGCGCGCGCCGCCGGCGGCGCCGACCCCGCCGACCCCGAGUACGUCGACCCGCGCGCGCUCGCCGAGAUGAUGGCCCGCCUCGGCUACCUCUCGCCCGACCGGUUCGAGGCCAUGCUGCGCAACGCUGCCGUGCUGCCCGAGGUGCCGCUCGACAUCCUGUUCCUCGUGGCCAAGGCCAACUGGCCCAAGGAGGUCGCCGCGCACCGCAACCUGUUCGCGCGCGCGCUCGCCGACCAGAACUACCAGCGGCUCUACUUCCGCAACUUCACGUCCGACGAGCUCGUCCAGUACGGCGCGCUGACCAUGUCCGACGACGUCACCUGCGACCUGCAAGGUCCUCUCCAUCCCUUACUCCAGAGAUCUCGCUGGGAUGAUUCGCUCUGGAAGGGUGACGAGUCGAGCAGGCCCCGGUUUGUGUAUAACCUGAACGGUAUGCGAGGAGAGUGGGAUGCUGCAAGGAACGACGUGGUGUGGGAAGCGCUGCAGCCGGCAUUGCAGAUGGUAUCGCGAAUCCUGUAUAGCAACCCACCGGGCCUGGAAGCUCUCAUGGACAUGAGGACCCGAAGACCGGCACCGGCGGAGGACGACUGGCGAAAGGACCCCGAGACCCCCUUUGUCCCCAUAUACACUCUUAUGGAUAAAAUAGACAUGGACAAGACAUUUGAAGGGAUACGCUUCCUGGCCAGUAUGGGAUACGAUUGGCGGGCAAACACGAUGCGAAUGCUCGAGCAGACGCUGCGCCUAGACCUCUGCAGUGCCUUUUUGAAUCCCGAGGAGAGCGACGACGAAGACGAUAACGAGAAGAUGUUCCCGGCUGCGUACUCUUUCCACUUUGGGAUUACGAAGAUGACGCGGUUGGGACGUGACAGUUACAUAACCUGUAAUUUGGCGAUAGAGCUGAUCUGGCCGCUCCUGGUCCCCGAGUACAGCCAAAGCGAGAAGCUGACAGUCUCGUUCCUGAUCGCCUCGACUCUGAUCCACGAGUUGGCGCACGCUGUCAACGAUGCACAUAAUGCCCUCACCACCGAAAUGUGGGCCCAGCCCCUAGGCCAGAACCCGGAAAUCACCGAAGCGCUCCUCAAGCUCGGCCACGAGUUAUGGGACUUCACGAACCUAAUGUCGGAACCCAUAUUCGAGGGUAUGCCGACACAGGAAUCGGGCUUCGAUGUGGAGAAGUCGCUCUGGGGUUUCAUCGCGGUCAAUCUGCUGAGCACGGCGGACGGUCACUCCCGCCACAUGGUAUGCUCUCCGCUGGUGUUGCUCGCCAGCUCCUGGCCGCGGGUGAAGUUUCCGGGGUCUAAGGGCAUCCUCGGUGGCACGGCACACCCGGGCUUUAUUCAUAGCACGCUGAUCCCCAUCAGCUACCUGGCCCGCUUCUUCCAACAGCGCUUCUGGGACACCGAGUUCAAGACGUAUGGACAUGAAGCCCUCAAGUUUCCCCAUAACUCCGACUCGGUAAAGAGCUCGAUAUUACCAGACUGGCUACCUCCAAGGGCCAGAAUCAUUUUCGGUGACACGGAGCACGCCUGGAUGACCUUCGUGGUCGAUGUUCUCCUCAGCAACAAUUACACCAGCAUAGCCAGUUAUCUCCACGCCCUGUCGACGGAGAUAGCACAGGUUGACGCGUUCGAUCUGCGCUGGCGCCACGAAACCGCGACGUGGGGAAAUCGAACGCUCUUCCCGCUCAGCGGCGCCCUUGUGGAGCUAUCAGAACUGGAGACAGAAAGUACUGAUCUCGAGAUGUUCUCCCAGGCUUCUGUAGAGAAUAAGAUGAAUAUCUACCAGGGAUAUCUCAACGCGACUCAAAAGAACCCGAUGGAGUACCCUGCGUGGGAAGCCUGGGUGGGGAGCCAGUGGGACGAGAUGUACCGCGAUGGCGGUUCGCUGAUGCGGUGCUUGAAGAGGACGAUGUCGUUCGUGGUGCAGGAUAUAGCCUACAUGGAGCGGAUGAUAUUCGACUUCCUCGCGCUAGACAUGACCUCUCGAUCGUAUUUCUACGGGUUAGAAGCCCGAAAGAACUACAUCGGCAUGGCCCAGGCGCGCAUCAUGCGCUUCUACAACGACAUCACCUGGAUCGUCGAGUUCAUCCAGGCGAUCUCCUUGCGGCCCGCCAUGCGGCCCAUCCUGACCCAGUGGCAGCGCUGGGAGAAGACGUACCGCGCCUGCAGCGUGAGGUACCGCAUGCUGAUAGAUAUGCUCGACCACCAAGACCAGCUCCAGCCGGAUGACCUGCGCUGGCGGCGUCGGUUCCCGUCGAUAUCGUCGGCCAGCCUGCGGAGCCGCGUCCAGCGCACGCGCGACCUUGCCAAGCACGAGUACGCGCGACUGGACCCGCGCAUCCGCGAAGUCGUUGACGAUUACGAGGUGUUCGCGCGCCAGGCGAAAGAGGCGGUGGGGUUGCCGCCCCCCCUCAGCGGCGAGCAGGAAGACACGGGAGUCGACCAUGUGCAGAGAGUUCUGGAAGAGGCCUGGAAGGCGCACGGGAUCAUCGACCCGUCCAUCGACCCUGGCCCGGGCCUUUUUACGUUGAAGCCGGCGACCAAGGGGGCGUCGCGGAGACAGUCACAGUCUCUCGCGAGGCCUAAGUCGUCCUUGGAAUCGUGGUCGGCAUCAGGGUUGGCGGGUAGAUGGGCGAGGAGGUUGUCCAAGAACCCCCCCGUUCAGAGUUCAGGCGGCAAGGACGAUCGGCGUGACAGCAACGUCGUCUUCGGCUGGACGAGCCGGCUCAACCCACCCAGGUCGGUGUGGAGACGGCACGUUCGGCGGGGGAGCGGCAGGGUACCCGUGGGCAGUAGCGGUAGCGGAAUGGGUAGCGGCGGCCGGCGACCGUCGCCAGCGCCGGCGGGUCCGACGCGAGGCGGCCGGGUGGAGCGCCGGGCGCGGCCCUGGGCACGUUACGCCAACAUCGGGGCCGACGAAGUGGGGUCGGCCUUUCUCAGGGGGGCUCAGAAGGUGGGGGCGCUCGAGGAGAUCGCCAGGCUCGGCGUGCCGGGAAGCACGAUCGCGGAGCUGCUGGCGCAGGGCUCGUUCGGGGGCGGGACGCCGUUCUCGCGGGUUGGCCCACAGUUCGGCGCGGCGGUGGGCGAGCCCGCCAAAGGCGCCUUCCCGCAGCCGCCGCCACCGGAGUCGUGGGGCCUGCGCAUGUUCCCCAACGGCUACUCGACCGUCGACACGCUGACCUCGGACAUUGAGGCCCACAACAUCAACCAGGUGGCGGCGAGGAUCCUCGGCGGCGUCUGGCUCGGCGGCGACGGCGCGCCGCUCUACCAGUCGUCCGAGCCGUAUCGCGAGCCGGCGCGGCGCCGGUCGAGCGUCGACUUGUCCGAGGAGGAAUCUGGGCGGCCGUUCGGCCUUCUCCCCUUGGCGUUGAGAGACCUCGAUCCUACCGAUUGGAUAGACGAGAGCUGAUCUGGCCGAUAGGCGCCAGGGCUUAGGAGUGGGAGGCACAGCUGGGCGGUCGGACAAGAAUUGUAUGGCUGGCUGGUGGCGAGUGACGUGGGCAGUGAGAAGGAGCCCGUCUAGGAGGUAAGCGGGUAUACGUGAACGGCGGUGAAGAGGCGUCGAUCGGUGUUUUUCCCAUGUCGAUCUACUAAGAGCUGGAGGGUUGUCUAGGAGGCGUACGGCUUUGGCGAUGUGUUUGGUUGUAUAUGUGUAGUGUUUGGGAUGUAGGAAGAAAGAAUAAGCAGUUGUAGUUGUUAUCUAAACAGCUUGAAUCAUACAGGCUUGCUGGAUUAAUCAGCUGCCCCAGGGGUAACGUGGCACGAUGUGAU